This is a messenger RNA of Beauveria bassiana ARSEF 2860, 1608 nucleotides long. RefSeq lists its product as uncharacterized. NCBI's taxonomy places the organism in Eukaryota, Fungi, Ascomycota, Sordariomycetes, Hypocreales, Cordycipitaceae. The transcript has a single exon. Bases 1 to 1608 code for a protein of 535 amino acids. The record is from RefSeq and is a predicted model, not a curated record.
AUGGAUCGACUAUCGCAGGAAAUCAUUGACCGCAUCGCCGCGCUGCUUCCCGAGGAGAAGCUUGAGAUGACCGGCCUCCCAGCGGCAGGCAAUAGUACAUCGGACACGAAGUCCAGCAUGGCGAAGAAGCUAAUGUGCAAGAUGCGUCGUGGAAAGGACAGUUUCCAAACGCAGCAGCAAAGAAAUGCGCUGUCCAAGCCCUCGACGCAGUGCUGGACUCGCGCGUCCGCCGCCACGAUUUCUCUCCGAUGGCAGCGUGCCAUCGAGCCCAUUGUCUACGCCAACUUGCAUCUCGGCUAUUCCGGCCUUGCAAAUCUCCGAUCCGCGCUGCAGAGCCGUCCCGAGCGCCGCGCCUACCUGCGGUCGCUCACCGUCGUCCUCGCCCUCACACACGAGCAUUGGACUGGUCUCGGCGUCCGCCAGAACGCCCUGCAGCCUCUGUUUGAUGCUCUCGGUGGCGGCGGCGAGGACCGAAAUGCCGCGGUGGUGGAUCUGACGCUGCGAUUUCGAGCCGGGCAUCCGGACCUACGGCACCGCACGUGCCAAGGCAUCGUCUUUGACUGCCACCACCCCGGCAAGCCCCUGCUGGGCGCGAUGCCGUGUGUCGGCACGCUAGAUUUCACGCCGGCGCGGCCGACGACGGAAAAGAAGCGGCGCAACGUGCUGCAACUACAUCUCACCGAGCAGGCGCAGUUGGUGGCGCGCUGCCCCAACCUACAGGCCGUGUUGUGGCACUACGCAGAGGAGCAGAUUGCGUCACAGGCCGUCCGGGACGCAGCGCGCGACGCCUUUGCCGAUUGUUUGGCUGACCAGCUCGCCCCAAGACGGCGCAUCACAAAGGUGAGUCUGACGCUGCGAAUCGGGCGGCUGGGCUUGUGCAUCUGCGCGCCGAGUGGCGUCGGUGCCAACAGCUACGAGGACCUUUACAAGAAGCUGCGCGCGGCGACGACGCAUGCCACAGAAUUUUGCUACGCCGGCGUCGUGGGGCCGUCGCUUCUGCACGAGGAUGGCGAUGCGGGAUGCUGGCUGGCACUGCGGAACCUGACUGUCGGCAUGGCGCUGCUCACGCCCGCUGGGCAGUUUUACUUUGGAGGCGACGCCGCGUUACCCCCCAUCGACCUCGACACGCCGCUGGGAUGGCGCGUGGCGCGACACGACGGCGAGCGCUCCCCGGGCCGGCCGUUGUUGUUUCGCGAGGCAACGACGACGACGACGACGACGAUGCCGGACGAGGCGACCAUGGGCCCGCUGCUGAGCGCGUUUGCGCAGCUGCUCGCGCGGCUGCCGGUGCUGGAGACGGCGAAUCUUCUGGCGCGGUGCGGCGGUGGCGCAGAGGAGGAGGAGGAGGAGGAGGAGGAGGAGGAGGAGGAGGAGGAGGAGGAGGCGGUGUCGUGGGCGGUGUGCUACUGUGCGCCGGGCAGGACGAGCGCGUGGGUGGGCAGUAGUGGGAUGGAUAUGGAGAGGCCCCGGGUCUGGUUCGUAACCGGGCGAUGGAGACCUGGCGACGGUCUUGUGCGGGCGUUUCGCAGAGCGGGUGAGGGAGCGGGACAUGGGGAUAGGGCUUCCGUGAUAUAUCGGUCUGCUGGAGAUGCCUCGGUCUGUAUAUAG